AUGUUCUUUGUUGCCGCUGACGCCGACCUUUGGGUUUUGGCUGGUUUCCACAUCAGUUCUUCCUUAAUUUGUGCUCAACCAGGGCUCUCACUAGCGAGGACUAAAAGAAAUCCAACUGAACCCAUGAAGAGAACUGAUCAAUGGAAAGAUACAGAAGUGAAAUCUGAAUCGCGUUAUCAAAGUGUUACCGACGGCAGUAAACAGACAGUGGUCAAUGCUCAGGGAUCCUUAAGGUUGGAAGUACACAUUCCCACCUCCACUGAUGUCAUUGUUGAUAAAUCAUGA
Messenger RNA from Pieris macdunnoughi, 285 nucleotides. The record is from the annotation of a GenBank genome assembly. Lineage: Eukaryota; Metazoa; Arthropoda; Insecta; Lepidoptera; Pieridae.